AUGCCAGUUACCCGAUCACAGAAGGAGUACAAGACAGCCGAUGUGACAUCACCUACGAGCGCUGCCACGAGUGCCACGCACGACACCACGUCAGGGACUACGGUUACCACAGAGGCCGAGAAGACGAUGGUGUCCACGGAAGCCACAACAGCGAGCCAGCCAGGUCACACCAUGACCCUGGUACCCGAGGGUUCUACCCGGCGAGCUGGAACAGCUACGAGGUCCCGAGCCAGCACGAACAGACGGAGGCUCGAGGCCAGAGAAGAGUUGGCACGCCUUGAGCUCGAAGAAAUACAGGCAAAGGCACGCCUGCUACGAAUCCGUUUAGAAAUGACGGAAGAAGAGGAAGAAGACUCCAUUGCCGAACAUGAAGAAGCCUUCCAGGAACGAGACCGCAACAUCCGGAGCUGGAUGGAAGCUGCUGCCGCCGAGCCACCACUGCUACCUGGAGCCGCUGCCGAGGAGCCUGCAACUGCUGGACCUGCUACUGCGGGAAUGGCCGCUGCUGGAGCUGUUGCCGUCGGGCCUACCGCUGCUAGGCCUGCUAUUGCUGCCGGACCUGCCGCUGCUGCUGCAGCCGCUACCGUUGGUCCUGCUGCCGUGAAGAAAGAAGCAUCAGCCGAGGUUCAACUCAUCGCAGAGGCGCUACGAGAAGCAUUGUCCCACAACGUUACGAUGGCUACGCAACCAAGUUAUAUACAAGAGCUCCCAGUCUUUGAAGGGAGACAGCACCGAGUGGACGGCAUUUCAGGUUGUAUAUGA
Molecule: messenger RNA, 762 nt
Organism: Leptosia nina
Lineage: Eukaryota; Metazoa; Arthropoda; Insecta; Lepidoptera; Pieridae
Source: the annotation of a GenBank genome assembly